AUGGCAGUUUUAAAUGCAAAUCCAACAGUUUAUACACCUUCCAAAACUUCUCACAGAGUUUUGAAAAUAGAAGAUCAGGAUGAAAAUAUUGAAGAUGCUAUUGAUUCUCAGGAGGUUUUUGAUUUAAUUAGAUCGAUAUCAGAUCCAGAACAUCCGUUAACUCUUGAACAAUUGAAUGUGACGCAACUUGAGCAUGUCAGUAUAGAUGACCAGAAUAAUCAUAUUGUAAUCGAGUUCACACCAACCAUACCUCAUUGUUCCAUGGCUACAUUGAUUGGAUUGUGCAUACGUGUUAGGUUGUUAAGAAGUUUACCAGAAAGAUUUAAAGUUGAUAUAAAUGUUAGGAAAGGGUCUCAUCAGUCAGAACAAGCUGAAGUUGUAAAUCAAUGUCUUUCAACAGCAAACUUACAAAGCAAUACUUUACAACAAUAA
This is a messenger RNA of Entrophospora candida, 432 nucleotides long. NCBI's taxonomy places the organism in Eukaryota, Fungi, Glomeromycota, Glomeromycetes, Entrophosporales, Entrophosporaceae. The record is from the annotation of a GenBank genome assembly.